UACUAGCUUCAGCAGGUUCAUUUUAUAUCCCCAUGUAGCUUCGGACUGACCGACGCUACAUUGUUGAAUCAAAAACUAAAAUGACAUUCCCACCUCACUCUAUCUCAAAACUUCUCUCUCACUUUUUUUCACUGUCUCCUCCCUCGUCGCACCGCGACCAUCAAGUCAUCAACCACACCAGAAAAUGGAUCGUACUUGGAUGUAUAAUAGAGUAAAUGAUAAUAGGUUUGGAUUGAAAACUGAGUUUGUUCGUGGUGUUAAACAAUUUGUGAAGAGGACUAUCAAUCGACCUAUUUACUUAUCUGAGGGAGGGAUAAGGUGUCCGUGUGUAAAGUGCAAGUGCAUCAAGUUAAAUACUCCACCUAUGGUCAGGUAUCACUUAUACAAGCAUGGUUUUCAGCCAAACUAUUUGAUUUGGACUGAUCAUGGAGAAGAGAGGCCAAAUAUUCAUAAAGGUGGUGGUUCAAAUAGUAGUGGACUUGUGCAUAAUUGCCAACGUAAGAGGAAGCUCCAGACGAAGAUUGGUGAAACCAGUGAAGAUAGUGCGCAUGAGGUGGAUGAGGCAAUGAGGCUUCAGUUGUCACAGAAGUCUAUAGGGAGUUGUUCUCGUGGUCAGGUUUAUGACACUGCUGACGUGUCUGCAACCCUCCAACAUGGAUCCACAUCACUUACAAAACAAUCUCAAACUCCUUCUACUCCUCCCGUGAGUGGUUGGUCUCCGGAAGAAGAUAGGUGGACUAGCAGAGUUGAGAAGACAACUCACAACACACUAGUUGUGACUCGAGAAGCUAAAGAGAUGGCUCACUAUGCCCUAGUUGUGGCUCGAGAAGCUAAUGAGGGCAUACAAAAGGUACAAAAUGAUUUCGAUUGCUUCAAGUCAGAGUUCAUAGAGCACUUGGAGGCUUUGGAACGUCGUCAGUCAGAUGGUGCAUCAUGUAGUUCCGGUCAUUCUUGUUCACAUCCUCGAUAUGAUGAUGGUGAUGAUUUGGACGACCAAUCAUUAGACGGUAAUGCUUGAUUUUGUUACCUGUUGUUUUUUCUGGACAACGAAUUUACGUAAGGUGAUUUUGUUACUCUUUUGUAAUCGUUGGAAAACCAAUCUAUUUUGUUGCUUGAUUUUGUUACUUUGUAUGGUGAUUUUGUUUCUGCAUUUUAACUAUGUAUUACCAACCACUAUUGAUGCAUCCUUUUUCCAUUCUCUGUCUU
This is a messenger RNA of Trifolium pratense (red clover), 1206 nucleotides long. RefSeq lists its product as uncharacterized. The transcript is spliced from 2 exons. The coding region runs from base 185 to 1018 and encodes 277 amino acids. The record is from RefSeq and is a predicted model, not a curated record. Lineage: Eukaryota; Viridiplantae; Streptophyta; Magnoliopsida; Fabales; Fabaceae.